Penaeus indicus is the source of this 543-nucleotide messenger RNA. RefSeq lists its product as uncharacterized. The record is from RefSeq and is a predicted model, not a curated record. Lineage: Eukaryota; Metazoa; Arthropoda; Malacostraca; Decapoda; Penaeidae. The transcript is spliced from 2 exons. The coding region runs from base 1 to 543 and encodes 180 amino acids.
AUGAUGUUUGCAGAUGAUACCGUGCUCUGCUGCGAGGGUGGACAAGAACUGGAAGAUAACCUAGAACUGUGGAAGUUUGCAUUGGAAAGGAGGGGAAUGAAGGUGAGCAGAGCGAAAGGGAAAAUCUGCAGGACCUGUGUCAGACCAGCUAUGUUGUAUGGUAUGGAGACUGUACCAGUGACAAGAUUUCAAGAAACGAAAAUGGAUGUGGCAGAAAUUAAAAUGUUGCGCUUCUCACUAGGACUGACGAGAAAGAACAGAAUUAGAAACGAGAAAGUGAGGGAGGUGUUCAGCGUGGGGAGGUCUGGAGGCAAAGCUAGAGAGUGGAGACUAAGAUGGUUUGACCACGUAAGAAGAAGGGGCGCGGAAUACGUGGGGGACAGAAUGCUGGGGAUGAAACCACCUGGGAAACGGAAGAGAGGAAGACCAAAGAGACGGUACAUGGACACGAUGAACGAAGACCUGGUCCAAGUGGGUGUUACAGAAAUGGAUGUGCAGGACCGGCUGAGGUGGAGAAGAAUGAUCCGCUGUGGCGACCCCUGA